GUGAAGUGUGUGUGUGAGUGUGUUCGUGUUAGUUUGUGUAGUGAUUAUCGAUGGAAACAGAAGCGAAUGAUGCGGCGCAACCGUCCCCAUCGGUUGCUAAUGGGGAGGAAUCGACCAACCCAUUGCAACUGCCACCUGCAGGUGAUGGUGCAUCCGGCAUACAACCGCCGAAGGUGAGAGCACUGCCGAAACCAUCCGGCAUCAGGCCACCGACCGCGAAUCUGCACGGUGGCUCGACGAACUCGCUGGCGAGUACGAGCUCCCAGCUAACUACUGCCUCAUCUGCUGCAACCGGAACCGCCACAAGCACAACGUCCACCCGGAUAGGGCGGCUGUGCAUGGGGCAUACACCACCGAAGGCAGGGCCUCCGCCACCGGAACCAAAACUAUCUACACACGACAGCAAAAUGCGACGACCGAGCGAUUCCGAUUAUAAUAAAUCACAUCUACCAGAUGUGGACGAAGAAAGCGAAACGGAUCUAGCAUUCGAGCGGCCCAUCUCGACCAGAUCGUCCCACUCGCCGGACUCUGGCUUCAAAAGCAAUCGUUCCGACCGUAAGACUUCCAGCGCCUCCACCGGCUCCGACGUGUACUGGGAGGCCACCGGAAGACGCAGAAGCUCAGAUCAGGGUGCCGUACUGACGACGGACACGGACAGUUUUAUUAUCGGACAGCGCGUUUGGGUCGGUGGUAUACGCCCGGGACAGAUUGCCUAUAUCGGCGAAACACACUUCGCGCCCGGCGAAUGGGCCGGCGUUGUGCUGGACGAACCGAACGGCAAGAACGAUGGUUCGGUCGCGGGCAAACGCUACUUCCAGUGCGAGGCGAAGAAGGGUGUCUUCUCACGGUUGACCCGCCUGACCCGCGAACCGUUGGCGGCCGGUGGUGGCGGUGGUGACUCUACCGCCUCCACACCGCUCGAUGCGAGCUUCCGGUCACUGACGUCACCGGCACGGUCCGGUACCGUUUCGCCAACGCACAGCGUCCAGAGCUAUGCCAGCAAAUCGCCAGCCAUGGCCGGAAAGGCAGCCUCACUGAAUGUUGGCGAUCGGGUCAUAGUGUCGUCCGGGUUCGGUUCCCGACCAGGCAUACUGAAGUUUAUCGGCGAAACGCAAUUCGCCAGUGGCACCUGGUGCGGUGUACAGCUGGAUGAGGCGAGCGGCAAGAACGACGGUACGGUGGAAGGUGUCAGAUACUUCGAGUGCCCGGCCAAGUACGGUAUAUUUGUACCGAUUGCCAAGGUCACGCUGUCACCAUCGGGGCGCAAAACCUCGGCCCGGCUGUCCCGGGCCAACUCGAAGGAGUCGCUCAACUCGCUGGCCACGAUGAGCUCGAUCGCCACCACGGCCACCUCACGGCUCCGGAUGAGCGCACAGAGGAAAUCAACGGUCAGCGCUGUUCCGUCGACACCGAAAGCUUCCUUCUCGCUUCAGGAUGUUUUGCGGGAGAAACAAAAUCACAUCGAGCAGCUCAUGCAGGAGCGUGAAAUUGAUCGUGAGGAAACGGCCAGCCAAUCGAUCAUGUACCAAAAGAACAUCCAACAGCUGAAGGAAAAGGUUACCCUGUUGGAAAAAUCGCUGUCCGACGAGAAGCGUCGCAAUGAGGAUCUGCAGUUCAGCGUGGACGAAGCUACCUUCUGCAGCGAAGAGUUGAACGGAAAAAUUCAAAAUUCUGUCAAUGCUCAGACCCAGGUAUUUAAAGAAAAAAUAGCAGAUUUGGAAGCUCAGCUUGCCGGUGGUCCCUCAGCAAAAAGUAACCAAGUGGCACAAGUAACAGAUCCAUCAGAAAACUUCAUUGCUGUUAAAGCCGAACUGAAUGCCGAAAUCGAUAAAUUGAAAGCGGAAAUUUUGGCCAAAGAUCAAAAGUUGAAUCUAACCGAGGAGCUGAAGCGCUCGCUUGAAAACGAGAUACAGAACCUGCACGAGAAGGUCGCGGACGCGGAACGUUCCGCCGACAGUAAGCUGUCAGCGCUCACGAUCAGCGAGGAGUGUCUGAAGGAGCAGAUCAACUAUCUCGAGCAUCGGGUAGAAGAGCAAAGCGAUCAGCUGACGGUGAAAGACGCUGAGCUAGAGCAGCAGUACCUUGCGCUGAAAAAUGCCGAAAGCGAACAGGAAGAGCGGUUGGCGGCGAUUCAGGACGAGUUGCGGUCGAAGAAGGAUAUACUUGCUGAACGAGAAAAGGCGACACAAAUGUUGGAACAAACCAUGGAAGAUCUGCGCGCGGACGUGCGUCAGCGAGAUCUUAAGAUGGUGGAAAUGGAAAGUGACCUUAAAGUAAAGUUACAGGAACGAGACACCUCCGGUAGUAAGUUGUCCGAGAAGGUGGUAGAACUAGAGGCAACAAUUGCUGAAGUAAGCGCUUCAAAAUCAAAGUUAGAUCAAGAACUCACUAGUGUAAUGGAGACAAUCAAGGUCCUUGAACAAGACCGAAAUGAAAAGGAAAAAACGGUACAGCAAAUGGAAUCGAAACUAUCAUCAAGUGAGGCUUCGUUGCAGGCGGAAGUCGUGUUACGUCAGGAGAAAGAAUCGAUAGUGCUUAAACUGCAGCAAGAGUUGCAAUCACUCGCAACUGAUGGCGAAAGUAGUGCAGCUCUGCUUAAUUCCAAGCAGGAGGAAAUCUCCAAGCAAGCCAAUCUGUUGCAGCAGAUGGAAGCGGAUAAGGUAAGGCUACAGCAAGAUCUGACUACUCAACAGCAAAGGUAUGAACGGUCACAGUCCGAGCAUGAUGUGUUGAUAGUGGAGCUUCAUGCGCACGUCGACACUGAACGGAAUGCGAUGGUAGAGCUGAGGAAGCAAUUGCAGGGAGCUGAACAAGAAAAUCUUGCCAAAGACAAACAGCUAGAGGAAAACGAGGUGUUGGUAGGAGCGUUACAAAACGAGCUGAAGGAGCUGAACGUGUCCAAAACCAAUCUGCAGCAGGAGCUUACGGCCACAAAGGCCAGCUUUGCAGACAAGGAUGGAACGCUGUCAAACAUCUUGCAAGAAAAGACAGAUUUGGAAAAACGUCUAGAAGAAAGCAGACAGGACAUGAUGGCGAAGGUACGGCAGUUGGAGGAAGAUUUGCAAAUUCGCGAAGAGUCCUUGCGUAAGGAACUGGAGACAAAUAAAUCAACGGCUCAAGAACAACUAUCCAAACAGGAUGGUGAGCUUUCACGGCUUACUCAGGCUGGAGAAGAGCUUCAGAAACAACUGGUGGCAGCUCAGCAACAGCUUAAGGAAGAGUUAGACAAGAGAAGACAAGCGGAAGAAAAGAUAGUUGCCAAAACGACGGAAGCACAAACGCUAGAGCAGCAGCUCGCUUCACUUCAGGCAGAUAUGACCUUGAAGGGUGAACAGAUAACCAAGCUAAACACGGCACUUUCCGAAUGCAAUGUCCGGGAAGAGGCAGGUGGAAAGAAACUGUCCGAAGCUCAAGAGCAAUACGGUAAGCUCGAAAUUGAGCAUGCCGAUUUGCGACGGAAAAUGGAAGCACUCGAGCAAAAGUCCGCACAGGUGCACCAGCAGAAGCUGGAUUUAGAGAAGGAGCUCGAUACGCAGCGCUCCAGUACACUGGAUUCGAACUCGGAGCUUGCAAAGCUAAACGAUGAACUAAAGGCGAAACAGCGUGCACUGGAUGAAUUGCGUGACAGUUACGACACGCUUAAAAUCGAAACGGAACGUCGCGCGGAUGAAAAUGCUCAAAUAAAUGCAACACUUCAGGAUCAGGUUGAACGUGCUCGGCAAGAGAUGCAGCAGAUCACCAACCAGAAGGUAAUUCAGGAGAAUGAGCUCAACAUGGAGCUGCGCAAGAUCAAAGAGAACGCCGAGCAGGAGCAGGAAAAUUUGGUGCGUACGAUUGCGGAUUUGAAGACAAAUUUCGAGCAGGAACGUCAACGGAUUGCAGGGGAGCUUUCUGAGGAGGCAGCAAAGAAUUGUUCACUGAGCGAAGAGUUGGUAAUUGUGAGAAAAUCUUUGGAGAACACUGUCGAGGAGCUCAAGAGUCAACUGGAGAAUGCUCUAGUGGCGACUAAAAAGGAAGAAGAACUCAAGGAAUUCGCUGUUCGUGAAGCUACGAAGCGGGAAACGACACUUCAAAAGCAAGUACAGCAAAGUCAAGAGGAAACGAGCAACCUAAGACUACGGCUCGAGAAUGUUCAGAAGUCCAUGGAGCAAGGAAGCCAAGACCUUUCCAUCAAAAUCGACCAGAAAGCUCAACGUAUCGUUGAGUUAGAGCAGGAACUGGGCGAAAAACGAAGUCUGCUACAGAAGCGUACGGUGGAGGUGAACGAAAUGAUCGAAAAGCUUCAAGAAAAUGGUAAAGCUCACGCGGAAAUGUUGCAACAGCUACAGGAUUGCUACAGUCAGAUUGAAUCGCAGAAGAAGGCAAAUCAACAGUCCGAGGAAUCCUGUCAACAGGUACAACAACGUCUGCAAGAUUUGAAUAGUUCUUAUCGGGAGAUGGAAGAGGAACAGGUCGAUCUCGUAAGUCGUGAGGAAACGCUCAAGAAGGAACUAGCCUCACUGCAAGAUCAAAUGCAACGGGCCGCUCUCGAGCAUAAGGAGCGAUUCGACGUGAUUGCAAGUAAAAAUGAGGAGCUAUUAAAACAGCUUGAAACAGCAUCCACUGCGAAGGGAGCAACAGAAACUGAGCUAAACACAUUGAAACAGCAACUGGAAAACAAAUCUUCAGCACUAGUAGCACUGCAGGCUCAGGUCGAUGAGUUAAAUCCACUCUUACAAACGAAGGUGGAUUUGGAGGGUCAACUCCAAUCGCUAGAACAGACGGUAUCAGCAAAGGAUGCCACGGUGCUUGAGCUGUCGGGCGCACUAGAAGAGCUUAAAAAACAAACACUGCUCAAGGAUGCCAAAAUAAUGGAAAGGGACGACGAAUUUAAACAGCUUGGUGAGUCUAUGGCUACUAAGGAAACUCAGCUAAAGGACCUGCAGCAACAGUACGACUCAGUAGAGAAAAGUCUCGCCGAAAGCACGGAACACGACAAGCGCGCUUCUGGGGAGGUAGCUGAGCUAACAGUAGCACUAGAAAAAUCUCGCUCCACCCAAAAGGAGCAAGAAGAUCGUUUGAAGGAACAACAACGGCGUGUCAGUGAACUGGAGACGAAGCUGACAGCACAAACCACCCAGUUUGAUGAGCUGCUCAACCGGAAGAAAUCAUCCGAAACAGAAUAUUCGCACCGUACCCAUGAACUAUCACAGAAGCUGCUGGAAAUGGAAAGUGCCAAAAAACAAGAGAUCCAAGAACUGCAGCAACGUCUCGCAGAGCUGAUGCAGAAGGUGGAAACGCAAGUCUCCGAAACGGCACAAACCGUCAGCGGUAAGCGAGUGGCCGAAAAACGUCAGCAGGAGCUCGAGUGUGCAAAGAAGGAGCUGGAACUGCGUGAAACCGAGCUACAGCUUGCAAACCGUCGGUUCGAGAAGGAAAACGAACAUCUUCGUUCGCAGCUGGUUGUGAAGGAGAGUGAACUAACGAAGCUUGCGAUGGCAGCUAAUAACGCAGCGUCGGCAGCAGACAUCGGUGUGCGUAACAGGAUCGUCAGCGAAACAAAGGAAGAUGAUUCCGGUGCGCAGAUCGAUUUUCUCAACUCGAUCAUUGUCGAUAUGCAGCGUAAAAAUGAAAAGUUAACGCUCAGGAUACAGGCGCUCGAAUCGACCAGUGCGGAAAGUCACAACAUGAGCUUCGAGAUCCAGAAACGCAAACCAGCCCCACGUGUAUUCUGUGACAUCUGCGAUGAGUUUGAUCUGCACGAGACCGAAGACUGUCCGAAGCAAAGUUCCGACAGCCCGCCGGAAUCACUGAAGCAUCCCUCGGACGGUAAAGAGCGGAAGGUGCCACCGCCAAGGAAAUACUGUGAAAGUUGUGAAGUGUUUGGACAUGAAAUAGGCGAGUGUCCCGAUGAUGAAACGUAUUAAAGAGCAACACUUCCUCGUAAAUCAACGUACCGUGGUCAAAGCUGAUUUCUUCCGUAUGUUAUUAGCGUAGACAUUUUUCCUAGAUAGUUUUUGGAAGCAAUUUUAGGCAAAAGACCCUAAUAUGUCGUUUGGAAACGAGGGAACAGUAAUUUAUUUAACAGUAGGCGCAGCUUUAAUGUUAGAAUGGUUUCCAUCGCCUUAAUCUGGCUCUACAGCAGCAAGUAGGAAAAGAUUUCGUGCAGCGAACUUAUGUUGUUCGGUUUUUAAUUUCAUAAUUUUUUCGCGUUCGGAUGAUGAUUUAAAACACAUCAACAAAAGAAUCAAUAUGUUA
Anopheles moucheti is the source of this 6237-nucleotide messenger RNA. RefSeq names its product restin homolog (gene CLIP-190). Gene Ontology annotation, molecular function: microtubule plus-end binding. The transcript has 15 exons. Gene Ontology annotation, cellular component: cytoplasm; nucleus; microtubule plus-end. NCBI's taxonomy places the organism in Eukaryota, Metazoa, Arthropoda, Insecta, Diptera, Culicidae. The coding region runs from base 51 to 5906 and encodes 1951 amino acids. The record is from RefSeq and is a predicted model, not a curated record. Gene Ontology annotation, biological process: cytoplasmic microtubule organization.